ACCACACACUCUUCCACGCACGCUAAUCAAACCAACACGACUAUUAUCCACUCGUCUGGAUCCGCAGACGAAGGAAAAGGAAAGAGUGGGGAUCUGACCCUGCCGUAUUCCUCCUCCUCCAUCUCCCUGAUCAUCUGCAACCUAGGAUUGUCCGAGCUGGCAGGCUGGCCGUCCCCCAAAGGUCCCACCGUGUCGAAGCGUAAAAAGGAUUUAUUCCGGGAAUGUGCGAGGGUGUUGGAGCCCGGGGGCCGGCUGAUGCUCGUCGAGAGUAAAGGGCUGGGUGGGCGGGCUACGGACGGUCCGCGGUGGACGAUUCGAGACGUGUUUCGGGGUCCUGGGGAGGCGUACAAGCAAAUGUUGGUGCACGAGAUGCAGUGGCCUGCACAGAGUGUGGUCACACGGUGGCACUGGG
This is a messenger RNA of Acaulospora colombiana, 412 nucleotides long. The record is from the annotation of a GenBank genome assembly. Lineage: Eukaryota; Fungi; Glomeromycota; Glomeromycetes; Diversisporales; Acaulosporaceae.